GGCGUGUAUUUAAGACCUCAUCCCUUUCUUCUUCUCCUUCCCCAAUCCCCACAACCAAACCAAACCCCGCACUGCCCUCAGCCCUCGCCUUAUCCUCUCCGCCCCGCCCCGCCGGCUUCUUCCUCCAAGGGAAACAUGGCUUCAACAUUGAGUGCCACUUCUACUGUUGGCCUCAUGGCAACUGGUAUUGCAUCAGAUAAGAAGUCAUCUUCACUAUCUUCAGUAUCAUCUAUCUCCCUUGCCAGCCGGCCACGAAAUGUGCGCCUUCAGAGGAAAUGCAACUUCAGAGUAAAAGCAGCUAAGGAGCUGUACUUCAACAAGGAUGGCUCAGCUACCAAGAAGCUCCAGGCUGGAGUCAAUAAGCUCGCAGACCUUGUUGGAGUUACCUUGGGACCAAAGGGAAGGAAUGUUGUUUUGGAGAGCAAGUAUGGGUCCCCUAAGAUUGUCAAUGAUGGUGUUACAGUUGCAAGAGAGGUCGAGCUGGAGGAUCCUGUUGAAAAUAUUGGAGCGAAGCUGGUUAGGCAAGCUGCAGCAAAGACCAAUGACUUGGCUGGAGAUGGGACAACUACUUCUGUGGUCCUUGCUCAGGGUCUCAUUGCUGAGGGUGUGAAGGUUAUUGCAGCCGGUGCUAAUCCUGUGCAAAUUACCCGUGGUAUCGAGAAAACAGCGAAAGCACUAGUUGAGGAAUUAAAGAAGAUGUCAAAGGAGGUUGAAGAUAGUGAGCUUGCAGAUGUUGCUGCGGUCAGUGCUGGCAACAACUAUGAAAUCGGUAACAUGAUAGCAGAGGCUAUGAGCAAGGUUGGACGGAAGGGAGUGGUUACCCUUGAAGAAGGGAGAAGUUCUGAAAAUAAUCUCUACGUUGUGGAGGGAAUGCAGUUUGACCGUGGUUAUAUCUCUCCUUAUUUCGUAACUGACAGUGAGAAAAUGACCACAGAGUAUGAGAACUGCAAGCUGCUUUUGGUGGACAAAAAGAUUACCAACGCAAGGGAUCUUAUAAAUGUUCUGGAGGAAGCCAUCAGGGGUCAAUACCCAAUUCUGAUAAUUGCUGAGGAUAUUGAGCAGGAGGCUCUCGCUACCCUUGUUGUCAACAAGCUUAGAGGAUCUCUGAAGAUCUGUGCUAUCAAAGCCCCUGGUUUUGGAGAGCGCAAGACCCAGUACCUGGAUGAUAUUGCCAUACUGACUGGAGGAACUGUCAUCAGAGAUGAGGUGGGCCUGUCACUUGACAAGGCAGACAAAUCAGUUCUAGGAACGGCUGCAAAGGUUGUCCUUAACAAAGAGUCAACGACAAUUGUUGGUGACGGCAGCACCCAGGAAGAAGUGUCUAAGAGGGUUGCACAGAUCAAAAAUCUCAUCGAGGUAGCAGAACAGGAUUAUGAAAAGGAAAAACUCAAUGAGAGGAUUGCAAAGCUUGCUGGUGGUGUUGCUGUCAUUCAGGUGGGAGCACAAACAGAAACCGAACUUAAAGAGAAAAAGUUGAGAGUUGAGGAUGCUCUAAAUGCAACUAAGGCGGCCGUGGAGGAAGGUAUUGUUGUUGGUGGAGGGUGCACUCUUUUGAGACUGGCGGCUAAAGUUGAUGCCAUCAAGGACACUCUGGAGAACGAGGAGCAGAAGGUUGGAGCUGAAAUAGUGAGAAGGGCCCUGUGCUACCCACUUAAAUUGAUCGCUAAGAAUGCUGGUGUCAAUGGCAGUGUUGUCACUGAGAAGGUUCUCAGUAACGAUAACGUCAAGUUUGGCUACAAUGCUGCUACUGGGCAGUACGAGGACUUGAUGGCUGCUGGUAUCAUUGACCCCACUAAGGUGGUGAGAUGUUGCCUGGAGCACGCCGCGUCUGUGGCCAAGACGUUCCUCACAUCGGACGUGGUGGUCGUGGAGAUCAAGGAGCCUGAGCCUGCGCCGCUUGCCAACCCCAUGGACAACUCUGGCUUCGGAUACUGAUGAACUACUGCCGAGUUUCCUGCGGAGGGGGAAGGCUGGCGGGUGGUCAUGAGUCUUAUUUUUUGGUAGCACGAGCCGAGUUUUUGGCCAGAGAGAUGGAGGAUUUGGUAGUUUGGAGAUAUAAAUGUAAUGUGAUGUGCCGCCGGAAAAGGCGAAAUAAGCAGAGAACCAUUUUAGCCAAGUUUGUGAUGUAAUUGGAACUGUUGUCAUUUUACGUGGAAAAUAUCGUCAAUUUUGGGACA
Molecule: messenger RNA, 2177 nt
Organism: Brachypodium distachyon (stiff brome)
Lineage: Eukaryota; Viridiplantae; Streptophyta; Magnoliopsida; Poales; Poaceae
Product: ruBisCO large subunit-binding protein subunit beta, chloroplastic
Exons: 15
Coding region: 136-1935 (599 amino acids)
Biological process (GO): protein refolding
Molecular function (GO): ATP-dependent protein folding chaperone; ATP binding
Source: RefSeq, a predicted model, not a curated record